CCCCCCGGGCCCAGGGCACUUUCGCUCCCUCGGCGAAGACGAAAAAUCAGGACAGAGUCUGUUGAAAACUUUCCAAUUAAACCUUUUCUUUUGAUAAUCGCAGCUGCAAGGAUCUUGGGAGCUUCUUCUAUAUCUUACACACUGGUUAUUUACAUGGUGUUCUCUCUCAUUGUGCUGAGAAUGAGUUGAAUAUCAAGAUAUUGCAAAAUGGGACCUGUAUUAGAGAACAAGCAAAACACAGACAUGAUUUUGGAGGCUUCUGCAAAGAAGCAGAACGGAACUGAUUCAAAAGAACUUGAAGCUAGUCAUGUAAAUUGUGCCAGCAACUAUGAAGACCAUACCUCGUUUGUUGAACAAGUAAAAGGAGUCCAUGGCAGUGAGGAUGAUGAAAUUGAUAUUACAGAGUGUACAAAACCUGCUAAUAAUGUGCUGGUGGAAUCAGACAAGGAAGAAUUGACAGAGAGUUCAAGUUCAUUUGAGAGUAUUAUUUCUGAAGCAGAGAAUUGCUGCACAACUAUGAGUGAUGCCGAGUGUACAUCAGAAUACAAUGGUGAUGCUACAUCGCGACUAGCAUUUAGUGGAUUUGGUGACAUAUUUAGGAUGACGAGGAAAAAGGUGACCCCUCAUUGGAGAGACUUUGUACAACCUCUUAGGCAGCGAUGCAAGUUGAUUGAAUUGAAACUCCAUAUGCUUCAGUCUCGAGCUCGAAAAUAUGAGAAACAAAUGCGGGAUAUCAAGUGUCAGAUGCAGCCUCAGCUGGGAAGUGUUGAAUUGGAAGGUUUAGGUUCGAAGUCACUUCCAUUUUCUUGUGAUAGCUUAAGAGAUAAGGUUGUGAAGAGAAAGAAGAGAAGAAGAACUGAAGACACACUGGAUAUAGCAGCUUAUAUGUCUCAUCAUCCCUUGUUUUCUUUCUUUGAAAAGAGAAACUCAAUUGCUGAUGGUUCUUUUCCGGACAAUGAGCUGGGAAAAAUAGCCAUCUGCUCUGACAAGAACAAUGCUGAUGAUGAGUUUGAGAUUCAAGAUGACUUGCACCUACGGCCUGCUGAUGGUGAUACUUCCUUGGAGAAAAUACUCCGCAACAUUGGGGUUCUUCAGUCACAAGUUAUCCAGCUUAAAACUAGACUUGACAAGGUAACAAGUGAGAACGCUGGAGUGUUCUCAAGCGCUGAGGACCUGAAAUCACUUCUACCAUGUAAUGGUUUGGCCAGCUCAGCUCGGAGUUCUGCCUCUCUUCUGGACAAUCGGGUCAAAAUGCCAGUAGGAUCUUGUGAUGUUGUAUCACAGCUGAUAUCUGAGUAUAAUAUGGCUGUGCCUGUCAGUGCAGCUUCAAGCCGUGGAAAAGCGGUGAACAUCCCUAAUGUGAAUGAAAGCAAAGACCGUUCCUUUCUUUUGGAUACAAACACCAAUCCUGAAGAUGGUGUUCUAAUCUACUAUCAAAGAACGAAGGAAGAGAUGAGUAAUUUUGAGGAAUACAAGAUUCAUUCUGUGGAAAAGCCUCAGGUUUUAGAGUGUGCGCAGAAGGGUACCGUCCCGACCAGUCUCCCAGAUCCAGAUCCUGCCCUGGAUGAUCAACCAACUCCAAAAAUUCGUUCUAUUUCCAGGCUUACUGCUCCUCCUAAGAGCAAGAAGAGGAAGGCUCGACGGAGAGCUGGUAAACGGAAUUACUGAUCUUCAGCUUAGCUUUCUUGAUUGCAGUAUAUAUCUGAUUCAGUGAUCUAGUAGAAGGUGAUUGAAGUUGAUUUCAAUUCGUCACUUCUCUUUUGGACAUUAAACCAACAUGUAAAUUUGACUCGAAUCUCAACUGUCCUGUAAAUGCACCAAAACAACAAUAACUAUUCCUCAAUCUCAAGUUACAUUUUUCAGGUAAAUAAUGUAGUCAAAUGCCUCAAGAAACAGCAGGAUUGAGUUUGAUUUGCUUA
Molecule: messenger RNA, 1919 nt
Organism: Nicotiana tabacum (common tobacco)
Lineage: Eukaryota; Viridiplantae; Streptophyta; Magnoliopsida; Solanales; Solanaceae
Source: RefSeq, a predicted model, not a curated record